CUGCUUGUUGCGAAUAACUGUUUAGCCAGGUCAGCACUGCACCAAAAAUUUCGUGCUUUAAGCCCGGAUAAAAACCACGAGGAAAAAUGGUUAGGUCAGCUCUCGUUGUUGCAGCCAUUGCUCUUUCCCUGCUGAUUGCACUGCAGGGCGUGGAUGCCGACAAAAAGCAGAGCAAGAAGUACAGCAAGGAAGCCAACGACCCGCAUUUUCAGCAAGUAAAGCAGGAAAAGUAUGAUCCGGAUUUCAAGAGCAUCCAGCGGCCUUUUCGCAUGGCCAAGUUGAAUCUCGUGUGGGCCAAGGCGCAGAAUCGCCUUACAGAGCCCAAGCUCAAGUCACUGUACAUGGAGCUAAAGAUCCACGAUAAGGAGGAGAUUGCCUGGAAGCAGCUCAACUCGCAGCACAAGGAUAAGGAUGGCCUGAAGGCCGACGAAUUGCGCCGCAAGCUCAUUGGCAUCAUGAGCAGCUAUGAUCUGCUGGAACAUUUUGACGACACUCAGGAUACGGAGAAGCUUAAGCCCUACAAGAAAUUCCAUGACGCCGAUGAGAAACACAGAAACAAGAGUCUUUUCAAGGACAAGAAACUGAACCGGCUUUGGGAAAAAGCCGAGAUUUCCGGCUUUACUGCAGAGGAAUUAAAAUCCCUGAAACAGGAGUUUGAUCAUCACCAGGAUAAGGUGGAUGUGUACUACAGCCUGCUGGAAAAUAUUGGCACAGUAGACACUGACAAGCAUGAGAAUGCUAUUAAUACGGAAGAUUUGGACACAUACAAUCUGAUUUCAAAUGAUGUCAAUGAAAACGACAUUAAAACGCAUGCUCAAAACGUGAAGAGUUUUGAAAACGACCUUAACACCCUUCGAGGUCAUCAUACUGGCAUCAAAGAUCACUACGAUAGGCUGGAACGUCUAGUGUCCUCCGGUCCACACAGUCAGGACUUCAUUGAACCCAAGGUCCAGGGUCUGUGGCGAGUGGCCCAGGCUAGCAAUUUCACUGUCAAGGAACUGGAGUCUAUUAAAACUGAAUUGCAUCAUUUUGAAAGUCGUCUCUUGAAGCUGCGUCACCUGCAUGCCGAGCAUGCUUUGCAGAAGGAGAAAUACAAGGGAGAAAAGGUCAAGGAUAAAAGCAGCCGCUUUGAGGAAAUGGAGGAUACGCUGAAGAAGCAAACGCGCAAAGUGGAGAAGCUGCAGGAGAAUAUUGAAAAAACAAUCUUCAAGCACACCGAACUUUAAAAGUAUGAGCAAUCACUGAAAGUGCCAAGCGAAUAAAUUAGAUUUAAGUGCAACUGUUUGUGUAAGGCACAAAUACAUUCUGGCUGCUAUUCAGCUUAGAUAUAAUUUUGAUACCAAAUAUCAUUUGAACAUAAAUAAAAUCUCAAGUUUCAUUUUGAA
Messenger RNA from Drosophila yakuba, 1385 nucleotides. RefSeq names its product alpha-2-macroglobulin receptor-associated protein. Gene Ontology annotation, biological process: regulation of receptor-mediated endocytosis. The transcript has 5 exons. Gene Ontology annotation, cellular component: endoplasmic reticulum; endomembrane system. Lineage: Eukaryota; Metazoa; Arthropoda; Insecta; Diptera; Drosophilidae. Gene Ontology annotation, molecular function: heparin binding; low-density lipoprotein particle receptor binding; receptor antagonist activity. The coding region runs from base 87 to 1226 and encodes 379 amino acids. The record is from RefSeq and is a predicted model, not a curated record.